Molecule: messenger RNA, 1710 nt
Organism: Pteropus alecto (black flying fox)
Lineage: Eukaryota; Metazoa; Chordata; Mammalia; Chiroptera; Pteropodidae
Gene: NOTUM
Product: notum, palmitoleoyl-protein carboxylesterase
Exons: 11
Coding region: 1-1368 (455 amino acids)
Molecular function (GO): hydrolase activity
Source: RefSeq, a predicted model, not a curated record
AUGGCAGUCCGCGAGUGGCCCUGGCUCCGGCAGGAGGAGGCGACACAGCGGGGCGGGGAGAGUCCUGCCAUCCCCCCACCCCCACCCCAGCUCCACACGGCUCGGCUCCCUGCAGCUGCCAGGACGGCCAGGGAUCCCGGCCAGCCCGCCGAGAACCGGGGAGGGGGCGCAGGAGCGACAGAGGGACCUGGGGUGCAGAACUACUACCUGAAGGAAUCCAAGGGCAGCCGGCGGUGGCUACUCUUUCUGGAAGGCGGCUGGUACUGCUUCAACCGAGAGAACUGCGACUCGCGGUACGACACCAUGCGGCGCCUCAUGAGCUCCAGGGACUGGCCGCGCACCCGCACAGGCACGGGGAUCCUGUCUUCCCAGCCCGAGGAAAACCCCCACUGGUGGAACGCCAACAUGGUCUUCAUCCCCUACUGCUCAAGCGAUGUCUGGAGUGGGGCUUCAUCCAAGUCUGACAAGAAUGAAUACGCCUUCAUGGGCACCCUCAUCAUCCAGGAGGUGGUGCGGGAGCUUUUGGGCAAAGGGCUGAGUGGAGCCAAGGUGCUGCUGCUGGCAGGAAGCAGUGCGGGGGGCACGGGGGUGCUGCUGAACGUGGACCGCGUGGCCGAGCAGCUGGAGGCUCUGGGCUACACAGCCAUCCAGGUGCGAGGCCUGGCGGACUCGGGCUGGUUCCUGGACAACAAGCAGUACCUGCGCACGGACUGCGUCGACACGGCCACCUGCGCGCCCACGGAGGCCGUCCGCCGGGGCAUCAGGUACUGGAACGGGGUGGUCCCCGAGCGCUGUCGGCGCCAGUUCAAGGAGGGGGAGGAGUGGAACUGCUUCUUCGGCUACAAGAUCUACCCGACCCUGCGCUGCCCGGUGUUCGUGGUGCAGUGGCUGUUCGACGAGGCCCAGCUGGCUGUGGACAACGUGCACCUCACGGGACAGCCGGUGCAGGAGGGCCAGUGGCUGUACAUCCAGAACCUGGGCCGCGAGCUGCGGAGCACCCUGAAGGACGUGUCCGCCAGCUUCGCCCCCGCCUGCCUCUCCCACGAGAUCAUCAUCCGAAGCCACUGGACGGAUGUGCAGGUGAAGGGGACCUCGCUGCCCCGGGCGCUUCACUGCUGGGACAGAAGCCUCCAUGACAGUCAUAAGGCCAGCAAAGCCCCGCUGAAGGGCUGCCCGGUCCACCUGGUGGACAGCUGCCCCUGGCCCCACUGCAACCCCUCGUGCCCCACCAUCCGGGACCAGUUCACGGGGCAGGAGAUGAACGUGGCCCAGUUCCUCAUGCACAUGGGGCUGGACGUGCAGACCAUGGCACAGCAGCAGGGCCUGGAGCCCAGCAAGCUGCUGGGGAUGCUGGGCGGCGGGAGCUAGGGUCACCCCGGGUCCGGAAACCCCAGCAGCCUUCACUGCCCCCCCGCCCACUGUGUUUGGGAGGCCCAGCGGACUUGGCGGGUGGACCUGUGGCCUCAGGACCCUCCCGCGCCGGCCGCCACGCCCGCCUCCGGCCCUCGGCGGGGAGCCAGAAGCACUGGAGUCCUCGGCCCCCCGGCCCACGAGGCCCCCAGCCCUGCCCCUCCCGCCCUUUUGUAUUAUUUUAUAAAGUGACUUUUUUAUUACUUUAAUUUUUUAAAAAAGGAAAAUAAGCAAGAAAUAUAUGAUGAAUCGUAUUGUUCUGUAACAUAUUUUGUUAAUAAUGAAAAAAAAGGACCACGA